AUGCUCGCGCUAACUACGACUGCACUCGCAUUGCUCGCGGCGUCCCAGGGCGCCCAGGCCGGCGGAACCAGGAUGAAGCUGCACAAGAUGGAGCGCACCACCGCCGACGACUUUGGCGUCAACUCGGUCGCCGCGCUCGCCGACAAGUACCUGGCGCGGUACUCGAACCAGCUCGCCUUCUCGCGCGGCAAGUACCCGCCCAGCCGCGACACCGAUUUCCGCAUCCAGGUCGAGCAGGACCAGUUCAACGACGAGCUCGCCAAAGGCGGCCACGGCGUCCCCAUCUCGAACUUUGCCAACGCUCAGUACUACCACGAAAUCACCAUCGGCACCCCGCCGCAGACCUUCAAGGUCAUUCCCGAUUCUGGAUCGAGUAACCUCUGGGUCCCCUCGGUCAAAUGCUCGUCGAUCGCCUGCUUCCUCCACGCCAAGUACGACUCGAGCCAGUCGUCGACGUACAAGGCCAACGGGUCCGACUUUGCGAUCCGCUACGGCUCGGGCUCGCUCGAGGGCUUCAUCUCGAGCGACACGGUCAGCGUCGGUGACUUGCAGAUCAAGCACCAGGACUUUGCCGAGGCGACGAGCGAGCCCGGCCUGACCUUUGCGUUCGGCAAGUUUGACGGCAUCAUGGGCAUCGCGUACGACACGAUCUCGGUCAACGGCGUCGUCCCGCCCUUCUACAACAUGAUCAACCAAGGCCUGAUCGACGAGCAGGUCUUCUCCGUCUACCUCGGCAAGGACAACGACGACAGCGAGAUCGUCUAUGGCGGAAUCGACGACAAGCACUACCAGGGCAAGAUCGAGUACUUCCCCGUUCGCCGCAAGGGCUACUGGGAGAUCGAGCUCGAGGCGUUCAAGCUCGGCGACGAGACGCUCGAGCUCGAGAACACGGGCGCCGCUAUCGACACGGGUACAAGUUUGAUUGCGCUUGACACGGAUACGGCCGCAAUUGUAAAUAAGCAGAUUGGGGCUUCCCCAGGGCGGUUCGGGGGCGCAUACACCGUCGAGUGCUCGACCGUCUCGUCGCUCCCGCCGGUCACCUUUGUCUUCGGCGGGAAGGAGUACGCCCUCGACGCGAAGGACUACAUCCUCGAGAGCGGCGGCACAUGCAUCUCACCAUUUAUGGGCAUCGAUCUCGGGGGUUUGCGAAUCUGGGUCAUCGGCGACGUCUUCCUGCGCAAGUUCUAUUCGGUCUACGACCUCAAGCGCAACGCCGUCGGACUCGCCAAGUCCCGCUAA
Molecule: messenger RNA, 1239 nt
Organism: Rhodotorula toruloides NP11
Lineage: Eukaryota; Fungi; Basidiomycota; Microbotryomycetes; Sporidiobolales; Sporidiobolaceae
Product: saccharopepsin
Exons: 10
Coding region: 1-1239 (412 amino acids)
Biological process (GO): proteolysis
Molecular function (GO): aspartic-type endopeptidase activity
Source: RefSeq, a predicted model, not a curated record